Fomitopsis serialis is the source of this 1506-nucleotide messenger RNA. RefSeq names its product Six-hairpin glycosidase-like protein. NCBI's taxonomy places the organism in Eukaryota, Fungi, Basidiomycota, Agaricomycetes, Polyporales, Fomitopsidaceae. Bases 1 to 1506 code for a protein of 501 amino acids. Gene Ontology annotation, biological process: carbohydrate metabolic process. The record is from RefSeq and is a predicted model, not a curated record. The transcript is spliced from 17 exons.
AUGAAGUUCGGGUUCUCAUCUUCCGCUGUGACGGCUGUUACUCUGGGUGCGGCUUUGAGUGCAGCGCAAUGUCCGGACUAUACGACUUACUCGCAGAGCCCCCAGGGAGAUUCUUCCACCGGGCCUCUGGCGUUGCCGUACAUGAGGCCGGAUCCAGCAUGUCGUACGUUCAAUAGCACGGCGGCGGAGUAUGUCAUUACAAACAUGACAUCGCGGCUGAAAGACCCGGACAUCGCACGCUUGUUCGAAAACACGUUUCCAAAUACGCUCGACACUACCAUCAAGUACUUCGACGCGACGGAGAACCUCGCCUUCGUGAUCACUGGUUGGCUCCGGGACACAGGAAACCAGCUUGCCCAAUACCACUACCUGUACACGCAGGACUCGGAGCUGGCAACGCUUGUCAAGGCUAUCAUCAACAACGAGGCUCGUUAUGUCUCGCAGUACCCAUACUGCAGCGCCUUCCAACCUCCACCCGAGAGCGGUCUGAGCCCUACGGUGAAUGAUUGGGCUAUUGACGUACUGGUGAACCCUCCGGUAGACAACCAAACGGUCUAUGAAUGCAAGUACGAACUCGACUCGCUGUGUUCUUUCAUGAAACUUUCGCGGUCGUACUAUCAAGCAACGAAUGAUUCAUCCUUCAUGAAUGACAAUUGGUUGGGCGCGAUAUCGCAGAUCAUGCGUCUGAUCUGGGAACAGUCUCAACCAACCUUCGAUGAGAACUGGAACCUCAUCUCGUACUACAACUGGACAGGUGAGGCAGGGUCGCUUGCAGGGGCAGUCAACAACGGCGGAAAUGGUGAGCCGAAGGCGUACACUGGCUUGAUCGGAACACACCACAGACCAUCCGACGACCUGUCCACAUUCGCCUUUCUCAUACCUGCAAAUGCGAUGCUCACGGUAGAACUUGGGUAUCUUGCGGACAUCCUUGACUCUGCCGGUCUAGCGAGCGGUGUUAGCAAGGCUGCUAGGGAGUACGUUACAAACAUCACCGAGGCCAUCUGGGAGCACACACUAGUAAACAAUAUCUUCGCGUAUGAAACAAACGGCUUCGGUGGUCGAUAUGUCAUGGACGACGCCAACGUACCGUCUCUGAUGUCCCUGCCGUACCUUGGGUUCCUAGACAAGGAGCAUCCGGCGUACGUUGCAACCAGUGGAGUCCUGAUGUCUCGGGCGAAUCCAUACUACGUGGUGGGUAAGAAUUUCAGCGGUAUCGGCGGACCUCAUGAGGAUGCCUGGAAUCCUUGGCCCAUGUCACUCAUUUCGGCCAUAUACGGAACCGACGACGACAAUGAAAUCAUAAACUAUUUGUAUCUAAUCGCGAACAAUACCGACGGUCUGGGGCUCAUUCACGAGUCCAUAGACAUAUACGACGGCUCAUACACUCGUCCGUGGUUCGCGUGGGCAAACAGCUACUUCUCAGAGAUGUUGCUUGAUCUCGCGAGUCGAAAACCAUACCUGAUCUUAACGACGACGAACCGUACGUUCCGGGUCAGUGAUUCAUAG